This is a messenger RNA of Cygnus olor (mute swan), 2830 nucleotides long. RefSeq names its product potassium voltage-gated channel subfamily A member regulatory beta subunit 1 (gene KCNAB1). Lineage: Eukaryota; Metazoa; Chordata; Aves; Anseriformes; Anatidae. The transcript is spliced from 14 exons. Gene Ontology annotation, molecular function: voltage-gated potassium channel activity; transmembrane transporter binding; potassium channel regulator activity. The coding region runs from base 197 to 1423 and encodes 408 amino acids. Gene Ontology annotation, cellular component: extrinsic component of cytoplasmic side of plasma membrane; voltage-gated potassium channel complex; cytoplasm. The record is from RefSeq and is a predicted model, not a curated record. Gene Ontology annotation, biological process: potassium ion transport; negative regulation of delayed rectifier potassium channel activity; transmembrane transport.
GUCGGGGACAAAAACACGGCUGCGUAGCACCGUGCUCCUGCCGAGUGCCACGGCCGGGCUGAUGCCAUCGUCCCCUGGCCGUGGUGCCAUGGCACCGGGCUCUCCGCGCAGUGGGUUUUAAAGAGGGGGCUCUGAGAAGCCCCCACCCAGCGGCUGCGGGGCCAGGGGCCAGGCUGCUGGCGGCUCCCCCAGGACCAUGCAUUUGUACAAGCCCGCCUGCGCCGACAUCCCCCCGCACAAGCCGAGUUUGCAGAAACCGAGCGAAGCGCUUCUGAAAGGCAAAAAGCCAAGCGUGGUGCCCAAAAUCUGCCCCCCGGUGUCCGGCUGGGCAGGGAAGGCGAGCGGAGCCGCGGAGCUGAAGCAGCUGGAGAAGUUCCUGCACGUGCAUGGGCUGUCCCUGCAAGAGACCGUCCGCGCGGAGACGGGGAUGAAGUACAGAAACCUUGGGAAAUCCGGACUGCGAGUUUCAUGCCUUGGCCUGGGGACAUGGGUCACUUUUGGAGGCCAAAUCUCAGAUGAGGUGGCCGAGCAGCUGAUGACCAUCGCCUAUGAGAGCGGCGUCAACCUCUUCGACACGGCCGAGGUGUACGCAGCGGGCAAGGCCGAGGUCAUCCUGGGGAACAUCCUCAAGAAGAAGGGCUGGAGGCGGUCCAGCCUGGUCAUCACAACAAAGCUGUACUGGGGUGGAAAGGCUGAAACGGAGAGAGGGCUCUCGCGGAAGCACAUCAUCGAAGGAUUAAAGGCUUCCCUCCAGAGGCUGCAGCUGGAGUACGUGGACGUGGUCUUCGCCAACCGGCCCGACAACAACACCCCCAUGGAAGAAAUCGUCCGAGCAAUGACACACGUAAUAAACCAGGGCAUGGCGAUGUACUGGGGGACGUCACGCUGGAGCGCCAUGGAGAUCAUGGAAGCCUACUCCGUGGCCAGGCAGUUUAACAUGAUACCGCCCGUGUGCGAGCAAGCUGAGUACCACCUUUUCCAACGAGAGAAAGUGGAGGUUCAGCUGCCGGAAUUGUACCACAAAAUCGGGGUGGGCGCGAUGACGUGGUCUCCCCUGGCCUGCGGGAUCAUCUCAGGGAAAUACGGCAACGGGGUCCCCGAAAGCUCCAGGGCGGCUCUAAAGUGCUACCAGUGGCUGAAAGAAAAAAUCGUAAGUGAAGAGGGAAGAAAGCAGCAAACGAAGCUGAAGGACCUCUCGCCUAUUGCGGAGCGUCUGGGCUGCACACUACCUCAGCUGGCAGUCGCGUGGUGUCUGAGAAACGAGGGGGUGAGCUCUGUUCUUCUAGGAUCUUCCAACCCGGAGCAGCUGAUAGAGAACCUGGGAGCCAUACAGGUUCUUCCAAAGAUGACGUCACAUAUUGUAAAUGAAAUAGAUAAUAUUCUGGGAAAUAAGCCCUACAGCAAGAAGGACUACAGAUCAUAAUGCAAUGCAUGAAUUACCUGGACUGCAUGGUUUAAUAAGUGCUCUGUACAGAAGUACAGUCCUGAGUUAAUAUCCGGUCAUUAGAAUCAGUCAGCAGCUUGCUGCUCCGUGUCUACUGUUACUGGAUCCUUCGAGACGUGUGCUGUUGCUACCAAUCUGCAGUGAAGUUUAAAAGCACAGCUGAUCUCCUUCACAAGCAAGAACUAUCUUGUAUUUUCUUACCUUCGACGGAAUUCAUUCAUUUUUACUUUCCUCUUAGCACCUCAUGCUUGUGCUGUGAAAAACACAUGUAAAGCAAAAAAUAAUUUAUAACCUUCAGGUACUUGGUAAUUAAAGAAGGAUGUACAGAUAUAUUUUUUCAAUGAAGAAAAGCCAGAUACAACUUAGGUUUUAAUAAAAUCACAUUCGGGAAUUCUCAACUAUAAAGUUUCUUCAGUUAGGUUAACAGAUAGAAUGGGCAAGUUCAGAUUUUCCAUUUGCUUUUUUUUAACGCUGAAUACAUGCUUUAGAUUUUGUUUGUAAUGGAAAAAUGAACUUAAGUCAGAGAAUUAGUUAUACAUUCUAUUGCUCGACUGCUAACUAGACAAUUAUUUCAGCCAUGGGGUGCUCUUAAGACAUUACGUCAAGUAGAAGCCAGAAGAGCACAGUUUAAAAACCCCCAGAUGCAUGUCAGGUUAAGACAAACAACUCCUGUUUGCAAAAUUUUAAUUCUAUAUAAACUUUAAACCAAGAAAUCCAUGGUAAAAUAGUUUUUUGCAUUUUCUAGAAACCUGCCUCUACUUUUGCCUGCUUGUAGACAUAGCUAUUGCAAAUUUCAAUAUUCAUGAGCUUUUGAGGAUACAGACACUUAUAGAUAUAUGUAGUGCAUAGCUGCUGAAAACUACCAGAAACAAUCAGGUGUGCAUUUUGGUGGAAGGCUACAUUUGCUUUAACUUGUUCUGGAAUCGGGCAUAAGUAAAUGCAUUGUAUUUUUAAGACACAGGUAGUUCUUUUGUGAGCAUUUCAUCCUUUACAGCAGUUGAUAGUAAACAUUUCGCUAUUAAUUUGCCCACCUUCAGAACCAUGCCAUAUUUUACCAUUAGUUUGCUUUGUCAAGCGCGCCUAUGAUUUUGGUUAGUCCUUCACACUGGUACUGAAACAUACUUUAGGGACAUAAUUCCUAGAGGUACAGCUAUGUACAGUAUUCGUAGGACCCUUCUAUGCUAUUCCUCUUAACUUCAGGAUAUCUGCGACGCGUGUGGCGCUCACGGGGGGGGGCCACGUGAACAGAUAUGAAUACUUGACUUGUUCUCUCCUGUAUUUAAUCCAAUAAGCUGUGGUAUGUGUAAAUGACCUUAGCUGCUGUAUAUCAAGAAAUGCAGUCUGACUUUGACUUCUGCUUGGACCCAAUAAAAGCAUUUUGUGCAA